Molecule: messenger RNA, 1188 nt
Organism: Aureobasidium pullulans EXF-150
Lineage: Eukaryota; Fungi; Ascomycota; Dothideomycetes; Dothideales; Saccotheciaceae
Exons: 3
Coding region: 1-1188 (395 amino acids)
Molecular function (GO): protein binding
Source: RefSeq, a predicted model, not a curated record
AUGUCGGCUCAAUCACCUUCCUCAGAUGACAAGAAGUCUUCCAAGAUCCAUAAAUUUGGGACGCAUCUCGCAUGGAAACAGAAGACAGCCACCCGACUCAUCGCCAGUGGCUCAACGAUGAUCGACCUCGCGUCCAAAGAGAAGAAAUCAACUCGCGUCUUCCACGUCCACAAGGCUCUGCUGUGCUUCUACUCUCCAUACCACGACAAAUUGCUCAACGGAUACUUUGUCGAAGGCACUAUCCCAUGUCAACAACCGAUCGUUCAAGAAGUCAGAGCAGAAAUCCUGAGGCUCUUCUUCACCUGGCUCUACUCAGGAAAUGUGGACCUGACUCUGCCCAAAUUGGAUGGCUCCAACACCAGUUACUAUUGGAUGAUUGUCACCAAAUUCUACAUCUUUGCGGACUCUAUCAAUUGCGUCGCAUUGCAGCGCUCCAUCAUGACGUCCCAGCCAAUGCAUAUCUCCAAAGAAUGCAAGACUUUGCCUCCUCCUUCCGCCAUCGAACUCCUUUCGGCAACUGCACUGGAGUCAUCUCAUCUGUACCAAUACAUGGUUGACUGUUACCAAAGCCACUGGGACGGCGUCUGGCAGGAUGAUGAUCAGGCUGAAGAUGAGAUCGAUGAGAAGGUAAAAAUCGUCGUCUGGCAGGAUGAUGAACAGGCUGAACAAAAGAUCGAUGAGAAGGCAAAAAACGGCGAUCCCUUACCUCCCAACUUCGCCUACCGCAUCCUGGUCAGGGGACUUGCUGUGAAGAAAGAGCAGAAGCACGAUGGCUGCCGCUGCUGUUACGACAGAUGCUUCUACCAUGGUCACAGCAUCUGGGAUUCUGAAGAGCGCGGAGCCAGAUGCAACUCUCGCGAGGAUGCACUCGAAGAAGAUCAAGAAGAAGACCCAAGCGUCGAUACAGAUACCGAAUUUGACACUGAUACCGAGUACGAUACUGAAACUGAUUCUGUCACCGAUGAUGCUGAAUCUAAAUCUGUCACUGAUUUUGAUAUCGACAUGACUCAUGACUUCGGCAGCGACUCGGAGAACGACGCUGAUUUCGAUGGCGAUCCUGAUCUCUCAGGCGAUUCAGAGACCGUGAUUGAGGAGAACGAGAAGAGGGUGAAGAAGAAGGAGAAGAAGAAGAGGGGGAAGAAGAACAAGGGAGCGACCGCUAACACCAAGCGCGUCAAGAUCACUUGA